AUGCCUACUCCACUCGAUCGAGCUCUGAACUCCAAGAAUCUAUUCCUCGGCUUCGCUGGGAUGGUCACCGCGGUAGCCGCCUGGUCAAUCUGGGGCUCCGAUGUGUUUCCCGCAGAGUCAGACCCCACUGGAAAUCCCGAGGACUGGACGUCCGAUGAUAUGAGACGCUGGCUUCGGGCGCGCGGGCUCAUGCCAAAUGAGAAUGCGUCGCGGGAAGAGCUACUGGAGCGAGUGAAAGCGAAUCUGCGCAUUCCGCGCAAGUCGACCUCGGCAGCGUGA
This is a messenger RNA of Penicillium cinerascens, 279 nucleotides long. RefSeq names its product Ish1 domain-containing protein. NCBI's taxonomy places the organism in Eukaryota, Fungi, Ascomycota, Eurotiomycetes, Eurotiales, Aspergillaceae. Bases 1 to 279 code for a protein of 92 amino acids. The transcript has 5 exons. The record is from RefSeq and is a predicted model, not a curated record.